This is a messenger RNA of Trypanosoma conorhini, 933 nucleotides long. Its product is annotated as myosin light chain kinase. The annotation marks the transcript as partial. Gene Ontology annotation, molecular function: calcium/calmodulin-dependent protein kinase activity; calcium-dependent protein serine/threonine kinase activity; calmodulin binding. NCBI's taxonomy places the organism in Eukaryota, Euglenozoa, Kinetoplastea, Trypanosomatida, Trypanosomatidae. Gene Ontology annotation, biological process: peptidyl-serine phosphorylation; intracellular signal transduction; protein autophosphorylation. The transcript has a single exon. Gene Ontology annotation, cellular component: nucleus; cytoplasm. The record is from RefSeq and is a predicted model, not a curated record.
CCUCGCCUUGUUUUGUGCCGCAUGUGUGCACGCCUCCCCGCCCCUCGCCUUCCGCGCCAAAGGUGUGUGCGAGCGCCAUGGCCGACGGCCUGCCGAUGGCGUUCCUCCAGUGGUACGCCCUGGAGCCCGCGGGGAUCCCCAUGUAAGCAGGGCGUACGCCGUAGAGUGCACAGUUGCGUGCACCGUGAAACACACGGGGAGUUUGCUGUCAAGGUGGUCGACAAGCGCGCUGCCGGGACCGGCGACACUGGCGGUGUCUUCUUUGGCACACAACAAGUCAAGCAGGCUGUUGGACUCCACCCGCACGUGGUUCGUCUUGUGGGGCACGUUGAGACCAGCGGACGACUCUGCCUCGUUCUCGACCUGCUGAGUGGCGGGAUGCUCCCUGACCGCAUUGUUGCUCUCUCGCACUACAGCGAAAAGUGCGCCGCGGAGCUCGUCCGGAACGUCCUCUCCGCCCUCGCCCACGUCCACUCCAGGGGGUACCUGCACCGUGACCUGAAGCCAGAGAACCUGCUGCUCCGCCACAGGGCGACGGCCGCCAGCAGCGACACGGCGUGGCUUUCGGACGUGUGCCUCGCGGAUUUUGGGCUGGCGGGCAAAAUCCUUGGCGGUGCGUGCUGCGGCACACCGCCCUACAUCGCCCCCGAAGUCAUCAUGGCGGGCUACUACGGCACCCAGAGCCAGCCCUACGACGCCAAGUGCGACAUUUGGUCGCUGGGGGUGGUUUCUUACCUUCUCCUAAGCGGUCGAAUGCCCUUUGGCGGGCACUCCCACAGGGAGACGUUCAGGCGUAUUGUGUCUAAUGACUGGGGCUUCAUUGGGGAAAUCUGGAAAAAGAUAUCGCCAAACGCAACUGCCUUCGUCGCCGCAUGCCUGACACCCGACGCAAACAAACGGCCCUCGGCAAAGGAGCUACUUCACCACGCCUGA